Messenger RNA from Sarcophilus harrisii (Tasmanian devil), 1677 nucleotides. Its product is annotated as major histocompatibility complex class I-related gene protein. The coding region runs from base 212 to 1228 and encodes 338 amino acids. The transcript has 7 exons. The record is from RefSeq and is a predicted model, not a curated record. NCBI's taxonomy places the organism in Eukaryota, Metazoa, Chordata, Mammalia, Dasyuromorphia, Dasyuridae. Gene Ontology annotation, biological process: immune response. Gene Ontology annotation, cellular component: external side of plasma membrane.
GAAGAAGUUAAGAGACAGUAUCAUCUACAUGACUUGAGGAGCUGUACAGUAAUGACCUGAGCCGCCUCCUGUUUCAGCUCUUGCCCCAUGGGAGAAUUUGGAAGAGGUUUCAGUUCCUCAUUCCCCAAGGCUGGUGGAGGAGUGUCAGAUCUCAAGAAGUGCCAGAAUAGGACGGAGGGUCUGGAGAGAGAACGUGUUAAUUAGCCCUCAGAUGAUCUUCCUUCUUCAUCUCCUCAUGACAGUAGCCAUCCAAGAAGGCCAUGCCAGGACUCAUUCUCUACGAUAUUUUCGCCUAGGGGUCUCUGAUUCUACCCAAGGGAUUCCUGAAUUUAUUUCAGUUGGCUAUGUGGAUUCUCAUCCUAUCACUUCAUAUGACAGUAUCAGAAGACAGAAGAUGCCCCAGGCUUCUUGGAUGGAGGAAAAUUUGGGAUCUGAUCACUGGGAGAAAUAUACUCAGCUUUUGAGGGGCUGGCAGCAGACAUUUAAAACGGAGCUGAGGGUCCUGCAGAACCACUACAAUCACACUGGAGGAUUUCACACCUACCAGAGGAUGAUUGGCUGUGAAUUGCUAGAGGAUGGGAGUACCACAGGAUUUCUCCAGUAUGCAUAUGAUGGAAAGGAUUUCCUCAUUUUCGAUAAGGACUCGCUGUCUUGGAUUGCCGUCGAUAAUGUGGCUAGACUAACCAAGCAGGUCUGGGAGACCAAUCUGAAUGAGUUACGUUAUCAGAAGAAUUGGCUGGAAACAGAAUGCAUUGCCUGGCUAAAGAAAUUCCUGGACUUUGGAAAAGAUAGCUUCCAACGGACAGAAAACCCACUACUCAGAGGAAGCUGCAAAAAGUCAUCUCUUGGGAUUACAACUCUCAUCUGCAGAGCCUACGGUUUCUAUCCCCCAGAGAUCACCAUGACCUGGAUAAAAAAUGGGGAAUUGAUAAUCCAAGAAAUUGAAUAUGGAGACAUUCUUCCCAGUGGGGAUGGAACCUAUCAGACCUGGAUAUCAAUAGAGAUUGAUCCUCAAAGUAAAGACCAUUAUUUCUGCCAGGUGGAACAUAAUGACUUCCUUAAGGUCCUCCAUGUGCCAAUUGAGCCAAAGACCAUUUCUCCAUUUGUGGAAAUUAUUUCUGGAUUUACUGUCAUUGUCUUAUUCUUGAUUGGUUUGGGAAUUUUUGUUUACAGAAGAAAACAAUCAGGUAUCAAAGAAGCCAAUUAUAUUCCUACACCAGUUAAGUGAUUUGAAUGCUACCUUUGUAUUCCUCUUUGCUUCCAGCCAUCACAGCCUCUUUUACAUAUGGACUGGGAUAUAGUAUCAGAAAAUACCGGACUAAUCCUUCCCAGAGAAUAUUGGAAAGAGGUGGUAUGGUACAACUGAUAGAGCACCAAACUUGGAGUUAAGAAGAUUUGACUUCAAAUCUCACCUCAGAUACUUAUUUGUUAUGUGAUUCUGGGCAAGUCACUUUUACCUCUUGAUGCCUCCAUUUGCCUGUCUGAGAAGAUUAGACUAAAGGUGUGAAUAAGAGAACUUCUUUGAGCUCGAAAUCUAUGACUGUGAUAUAAUAGAAAUUUUUGAGACAUUGGAUUGAAAUCCCAUAAUUAUCUGCUUAUAUCUUAUCCAAAACUUAGAUCUCUGAAAUACUGCCAUGUUAGAGUACUCUAACAAGUACUUUAACAACAGUAAAAUUU